AAGAAGCAGCGAAGUAGAGAGAGUGAUUUUGUGAGACAGGGAAGGAAGACGGAGAUAGAGCCUAGCCAGAGGUAGAAGAAGAUGUUGUUCCAGGUAGGAGGACAAGGGACUCGUCCCACCUUCUUCGAGAUGGCGGCGGCUCAGCAACUUCCGGCCAGUCUCCGCGGCGCUCUUACCUAUUCCAUCGGUGUAUUGGCUUUGAGAAGACCCUUUCUUCAUAAGGUGUUAGACUAUGAAGAUGAAUUCUUUGCUUUGUUGAUGCUUGUUCUUGAGACUCAUAGCUUACGGACUACAGAUGCUUCUUUUGCUGAAUCCUUAUAUGGCUUACGAAGGAGAGCUGUAAAUAUUAAAGUCAAGAAGGAGAAUACUCAUUUGAACUCAGGUGGUGGGAUUAACCAUUCUGGGUUAAAAAGGCGUCAGAAAGUUCUUUCAGUCGUAUUUCUGGUUAUACUGCCAUAUUUGAAGUCAAGAUUGUAUUCAAUCUACAACAGAGAAAGGGAAGCCAGACUUCAAGCAAGUUUAUGGGGAGAUGAUGAAAGAUUUAAUGAUAUUAACAUAACUGAUAGAGGGGAGGGCUUUCUUGUUUCAAGUGCGACCACUGUGACAGAAUCAUCAGUUAGGACACAGCUGAUGAAGAAGAUCCAAAGAAUUAUAGGGGCUUGCUACCCAUGGGUUCAUGCUAGUAGUGAAGGAUUAUCAUUUUCCUAUCAGCUGUUAUAUUUGUUGGAUGCUACGGGAUUCUAUUCCUUAGGAUUGCAUGCACUUGGGAUCCAUGUCUGUCGAGCCACUGGACAAGAGCUCAUGGAUACUACAUCUAGAAUUUCAAAGAUAAGAAGCCGUGAACUUGAGAGACUUCGUGGCCCUCCAUGGUUGAAGACAUUGCAAGGAGUACUGCUCAACUGCACAUACACAAUGCUGGAUUAUGCACAAACUGGGCUAAUUGCGGCAGUAUUCUUUUUUAAAAUGAUGGAAUGGUGGUACCAAUCUGCUGAAGAAAGAAUGUCAGCUCCAACUGUAUACCCCCCACCUCCACCUCCCCCUACCCCUCAGGUAGCAAAAGAGGGUCUUCCACUACCACCAGACAGAACACUUUGUCCUCUGUGCUCGCAGAAGCGGGCAAAUCCAUCGGUAGUUACAGUUUCGGGGUUUGUCUUUUGCUAUGCCUGCAUAUUUAAGUAUGUUUCUCAGUACAAGCGCUGCCCGGUCACAUUAUUGCCUGCUACUGUGGACCAAAUAAGGAGGCUGUUUCAUGACAUGUAGAAAGAAUAUGUAUGGUGUUGCUAGGAACAAAAUCUAGGAUGGCUUCAAGCCAACAUAUUGCAUAAUAAAUGUUGAAGCAGAUUUCAACAACAAAAAAAAAAUAGAAGCACUAUGUUUAGGAUGUAGAUUAGUUUUUAUUAUUUUUUCAAAAUAAAUAAUUUAUUUUACUUUUUAAAUUAUACAAAUAAUAGUCAAUUAAUUUAAUUGGGUUGCUGCAUUACUACA
Messenger RNA from Humulus lupulus (European hop), 1485 nucleotides. Its product is annotated as peroxisome biogenesis protein 12. The record is from RefSeq and is a predicted model, not a curated record. Gene Ontology annotation, molecular function: zinc ion binding; ubiquitin-protein transferase activity; protein binding. Lineage: Eukaryota; Viridiplantae; Streptophyta; Magnoliopsida; Rosales; Cannabaceae. Gene Ontology annotation, cellular component: peroxisomal membrane; peroxisomal importomer complex. Gene Ontology annotation, biological process: protein monoubiquitination; protein import into peroxisome matrix. The transcript is spliced from 10 exons. Bases 82 to 1260 code for a protein of 392 amino acids.